Rhizopus microsporus ATCC 52813 is the source of this 1137-nucleotide messenger RNA. RefSeq lists its product as uncharacterized. Lineage: Eukaryota; Fungi; Mucoromycota; Mucoromycetes; Mucorales; Rhizopodaceae. The record is from RefSeq and is a predicted model, not a curated record. The coding region runs from base 80 to 1012 and encodes 310 amino acids. The transcript is spliced from 2 exons.
ACCCGGCCUAAUGAUGAUCCGGUGCCUAUAAUAAUAUAUCUAGUGUUUCAUGUUUUUUCUUUUUCUUCAUUUCAGGUAAAUGCCCUUGAUUCAAAACAGUACCUCCAACAGUAGAUUUCAGACUGAUACAGCUUCAAGAGUACGCAAUUUUCGUACUCGCUUUCUAUCAAGAUAUAUUUAUAGCGACCCGGAAGAGCGUCACUAUUAUGCAAGACACAGUUUACACUCCAGAAGAAACUUAAUAGAAGACGAAGAAGACGAAGCUGAAACAGUGGUCACAGGACCACGAUAUCACGCCAAUAGUAGUAAUAGUAGCAGUAGCAGUAGCACUAUUAGUACCGGCAGUAGUAGUAGUAGUAGUAACAGUAGUAGUACAAGUAACCAUGGUAUCAGUAGCAGCGAUGAAGAUGAUACGACAGGAAUCCUUCAUCGUUCACCUAUUGACUUGUAUCGACUAGCCAUUAGAACCAACAACGAGAUUUUAGAAGACCUAGCGGCCAUCAUCCGGAUUCUUCGACAAAUGAACACAAUCUAUCGCAUAUUUAACAACAACAACUAUCAUAGCACAUUGGGUUAUUCAGCAGAAGGAGAUGAAGAAGAAGCAAACAAACUACUGGAGGCCGGUUUAUCUGACUUGCAAUCUGUCCUAAGCACAGAGCACAAGAGACAAUCUACGCUGGCCUUGCUGGCUCUUCUCACGUGUCAUCAUCAUAAUGAACAUGGUCAUGGCUGUUCGGACCAGUAUCUUCGUCAAUAUCUCGAUCCAGAUGGAGAAUAUGACCCACGUCUAGCAAUAUUUGCUGCAGCCAUCUACGACGACGAAUUCGAGCUGGAACCCAAAUCAUGCAGAGACAUUAUGAUUGCAGCUGAAGAAAUCUGUGGACCUGCCUGGUUGGAUGAGUUUCAUAAGGAAAAGGAAAGCGCGCUAAGAAAGAUGCUAGAAAAACUUGCCUUUGUGGCCAAGAUUCGACUAAAAAUACGCGACGAAUCAAAUACAAGGGUUGUCCGCUAGAGAUCACCCAAAAAAAAAAAGGAGAACCCUGAGGCACUGAUAAAUUUUAAUUGGUGGAUUCUUUUUAUGGAAAUCCAAAAACUUAUCUCUUUCGGAUCGAUUAGUUUAAAUAAAGACUUUUGGGG